This is a messenger RNA of Oncorhynchus masou masou (cherry salmon), 2838 nucleotides long. RefSeq lists its product as uncharacterized. Bases 1 to 1923 code for a protein of 640 amino acids. NCBI's taxonomy places the organism in Eukaryota, Metazoa, Chordata, Actinopteri, Salmoniformes, Salmonidae. The record is from RefSeq and is a predicted model, not a curated record. The transcript is spliced from 3 exons.
AUGGGUUCGUUCGGGGCAGUGGUAGAGCAGGUUGAGAGCUUCAAGUUCCUUGGUGUCCAUCUCACCAACAAACUAUCAUGGUCCAAACACACAGCCGUGAAGAGGGAACGACAAAGUCUAUUUCCCCUCAGGAGGCUGAAAAGACUUGGCAUGAGACCUCAGAUACUCAAAACGUUUUACAGCUGCACCACCGAGAGCAUCCUGACUGGUUGCAUCACUGCCUGGCAGAGAGAGACAGACUUACUGUACAGAGACACAGGGAGAGUCAUUAUAGUGAGUGAGACAGACUUACUGUACAGAGACACAGGGAGAGUCAUUAUAGUGAGUGAGACAGACUUACUGUACAGAGACACAGGGAGAGUCAUUAGAGUGAGUGAGACAGACUUACUGUACAGAGACACAGGGAGAGUCAUUAUAGUGAGUGAGACAGACUUACUGUACAGAGACACAGGGAGAGUCAUUAUAGUGAGUGAGACAGACUUACUGUACAGAGACAUAGGGAGAGUCAUUAUAGUGAGUGAGACAGACUUACUGUACAGAGACACAGGGAGAGUCAUUAUAGUGAGUGAGACAGACUUACUGUACAGAGACACAGGGAGAGUCAUUAUAGUGAGUGAGACAGACUUACUGUACAGAGACACAGGGAGAGUCAUUAGAGUGAGUGAGACAGACUUACUGUACAGAGACACAGGGAGAGUCAUUAUAGUGAGUGAGACAGACUUACUGUACAGAGACACAGGGAGAGUCAUUAUAGUGAGUGAGACAGACUUACUGUACAGAGACACAGGGAGAGUCAUUAUAGUGAGUGAGACAGACUUACUGUACAGAGACACAGGGAGAGUCAUUAUAGUGAGUGAGACAGACUUACUGUACAGAGACACAGGGAGAGUCAUUAUAGUGAGUGAGACAGACUUACUGUACAGAGACACAGGGAGAGUCAUUAUAGUGAGUGAGACAGACUUACUGUACAGAGACACAGGGAGAGUCAUUAGAGUGAGUGAGACAGACUUACUGUACAGAGACACAGGGAGAGUCAUUAUAGUGAGUGAGACAGACUUACUGUACAGAGACACAGGGAGAGUCAUUAUAGUGAGUGAGACAGACUUACUGUACAGAGACACAGGGAGAGUCAUUAUAGUGAGUGAGACAGACUUACUGUACAGAGACACAGGGAGAGUCAUUAUAGUGAGUGAGACAGAGUUACUGUACAGAGACACAGGGAGAGUCAUUAUAGUGAGUGAGACAGACUUACUGUACAGAGACACAGGGAGAGUCAUUAUAGUGAGUGAGACAGACUUACUGUACAGAGACACAGGGAGAGUCAUUAUAGUGAGUGAGACAGACUUACUGUACAGAGACACAGGGAGAGUCAUUAUAGUGAGUGAGACAGACUUACUGUACAGAGACACAGGGAGAGUCAUUAUAGUGAGUGAGACAGACUUACUGUACAGAGACACAGGGAGAGUCAUUAUAGUGAGUGAGACAGACUUACUGUACAGAGACACAGGGAGAGUCAUUAUAGUGAGUGAGACAGACUUACUGUACAGAGACACAGGGAGAGUCAUUAUAGUGAGUGAGACAGACUUACUGUACAGAGACACAGGGAGAGUCAUUAUAGUGAGUGAGACAGACUUACUGUACAGAGACACAGGGAGAGUCAUUAUAGUGAGUGAGACAGACUUACUGUACAGAGACACAGGGAGAGUCAUUAUAGUGAGUGAGACAGACUUACUGUACAGAGACACAGGGAGAGUCAUUAGAGUGAGUGAGACAGACUUACUGUACAGAGACACAGGGAGAGUCAUUAUAGUGAGUGAGACAGACUUACUGUACAGAGACACAGGGAGAGUCAUUAGAGUGAGUGAGACAGACUUACUGUACAGAGACACAGGGAGAGUCAUUAUAGUGAGUGAGACAUAUUGAGAUAUGAUGCUGGCUGUGUGUGUCACUGUUGUCCUGGGCCUUCUCUCAGUGAGUGGCUCCCAGGCAGCCCCUUUAACCUGUGAUGAUCUCCUGAGACCACUGGAGCUGAGCAGUGUCAAUCAGACUCUGGGGAAGUGGAUGUAUAUUGCUGAGAGUUCGGAUGGUCCUUUCUGGGAACAAAUACUGUAUACCUUAUUACACAGUGCCUGGAUAGAGAUCUCUGUGCCGGUCGGUACCCAGAACAACAUUCUUGACAUCGCCCAUUUCUUUGGCAUCGGUAUUCCACAUCUAAAUGCUUUUCGAUUCAGAUGCUACAGGAUCAACUCUAACUUUACUCUGCAUGACAAUAAAACAUGGACCUCAGUGACCCCCAGCCCUGUUACUGAGGUUCUCCUGCCAACGUGCUCAGACUGCCUCCUGACCCUGGAGAGAUGGGAUGAGGAUGGGAAGACCUUCACCUCUCUAACACUCUACAGUAGGAGACGGGAGCUCACUGCUACUGAACUGGACUUCUAUAAGAAACAGGUGGAUUGUCUCAGUCUGCCACCAGCGACAUUCAUGGAUCCACAGAAAGAUCUCUGUCGCGACACAACUCCACUCUUAGAAGAUACAAUUGCGAAGGAAGUUGAGAAUGCAGUUGAACUUAUUUCAGAGAUUCCAAGAAUACUCAGAUAUACAUUUACACGUUUAAUGGAUUUAGUUUUUUUAGCCAUUUCAAAUGUUUUUGUGUUUGAUGAGUAGUUGCCUCCUCCUCUCUGAUUGGUUUGCUGCCCACCAUGUAUUCUACAGUAACCCAGGGUUACAGUACCUAACCCAGCAAGCCUGUAAACAGUCCCUGUUGCCUUGAUGUGGGACCAAACUCCACUCUGCUAAUGUUGCUCUACAUUCAACACAAUAAAUCCAGAUUAAGACAAA